Messenger RNA from Petromyzon marinus (sea lamprey), 1190 nucleotides. RefSeq names its product BTB/POZ domain-containing protein 19. Lineage: Eukaryota; Metazoa; Chordata; Hyperoartia; Petromyzontiformes; Petromyzontidae. The record is from RefSeq and is a predicted model, not a curated record. Gene Ontology annotation, molecular function: protein binding.
CACAGUGAGAGUGAGUUGUGUUGCCAGUGACCACAGUGAGAGUGAGUUGUGUUGCCAGUGACCACAGUGAGUGAGUUGCGAGUUGCCGCUGACGCGAGCACCCGGAAGUGCGGCGCGCGCCAUGGCGAGCGGGGAUCCCGCGGCCUUCUCCGUCUGCAUGGCGCGACUCCUUCACUCGGCCAGCUACGCUGACAUCACGCUGGUGAUCGGGAGCGAGCGACAGGAAGUGCGCGCGCACCGCUGCGUUCUUGCCGCACGGUCGGACGCCCUGGCGGCGAUGCUUAGCCACUCGGCCGCCGCGAGCGACGGUACCGCGCUUUGCCUGGCGCUGCCGGACGUUUGCAGCGCGACCUUCCCAGCGUUCCUCGAGUUUGUCUACACGAACCGCGUGGCUCUCCGCGCUGCCAACGUGCUGGACCUGCUCACAUACGCCAUUGAGUUUGGCGUGGAAGACUUGAGGCAGUUGUGUGUGCGUCACCUGCUCUCUGAACUCAACUCUGGCAUGGCGUGUGAGGCCCUACAGGCGAGCGUUGUGUACGGACAGAAGGAGCUGAGAGACAGCAGCGUGCACUUCAUAGAGAAACACGUGCGGGAUGUGGUUCGGACACCAGGGUUUUGGGAGCUGUCCGACCAUGCCCUCUCGGUUUUGCUCCAAAGCGAUGAGUUGGAUAUCGACGAGGCCGAUCUGAUCACGGCGGUUACGCAAUGGGCAAAUGUCAACUCUGCUGUGUUAGGAGAGCCGGUGAGCAAGGUUGCGCAAGGAGUCCUGGGAGGAUUGAGGCUUCUCCUUCUGUCUCCAGAGGAGCUGGCAUCACUGGAGCAACAGAGCAUGCGAGAGCAAGUCAUACCAGUGGAGAUGGUUGCCGCAGCUUGGAGAUUUCAUGCGCUCAGGAGGGCCGAAGGGAUUCCUAGACACUGUCUGCGAUGUCGCAAGGGCACGAGGCCACGGGAUCACCAUGUCUACCUGAAGUCUUAACGAUGCCUUGGCUGCGUGGCCCUCUCAAAGCCAGAGCGACUCUCUGCUCAAAUGAGCAUUGAGGCAUUGGUACCCAUCUGUUUACAGCCCUGAGUCAGUGGUGGAUAAGUCCACAUUCCUAUGGUGGAGACAGUCUGCCAGACAACCACUGUUGGCAUAUACAAAAAUUAGUACUCAUUUUAUCAACCACAAACCAGGAUACUGAACUCACAAA